Molecule: messenger RNA, 1287 nt
Organism: Trichoderma gamsii
Lineage: Eukaryota; Fungi; Ascomycota; Sordariomycetes; Hypocreales; Hypocreaceae
Exons: 1
Coding region: 1-1287 (428 amino acids)
Biological process (GO): biosynthetic process; amino acid metabolic process
Molecular function (GO): transaminase activity; pyridoxal phosphate binding
Source: RefSeq, a predicted model, not a curated record
AUGUCUCUAUCAGUACGAGCCCAUGCAUCAGAAAAGGCCAGUGAAAGCCUUUUGAUAUGGAAAGUUCUCAAGGAUCUCUGGGAUCCAGAUACCAACCCCUCUGGAAUUGUCAGCUUGGGCGUUGCAGAAAACAGACUUAUGCACGACAUUCUCUCCCAACACAUCCAUCAGAAUCUGGCUCUGGUGAACGAAGCAUUUACUUAUGGAGAUGGCUCCGCAGGGUCGAAACGUCUCCGCGAAUCUCUGUCUCGCUUCCUCAAUAAACACUUCAAACUUGUCAUUCCAAUUAUCCCUGCACAUAUAUCCAUCACAAACGGGUGCAGUGCCGCGGUUGAACAUCUUGCGUGGGCAUUUGCCAAUCCAGGAGAGGGAUAUCUGCUGGGACAGCCAUAUUACGGGACCUUCAUCGAGGACCUAACGGCUCGAACGGGCGCCAAAGUCGUCUCGGUGCCUUUCCAUGGCGUCGAUCCUUUCAGUAACGACGCUGUCGCCAAAUACGAAGAAGCACUCUUAAAGGCCAAGGCAGAGGGGACGAAAGUAGCUGGUCUUGUUCUCUGUAAUCCGCACAAUCCACUUGGCCGCUGCUACUCUCGAGAGACGAUUGUUGGACUUUUGAAACUCUGUGAAAAGUACCAGCUCCAUUUUAUCGGCGACGAAAUUUAUGCCUUGUCAGUCUGGGAAAAUACCGUGGAUGCUGGCGCUUCGUUUGAGCCCUUUACAUCUUGCCUCAGCAUUGAUCUGGCUGGCAUUAUCGAACCAUCGCGAGUCCACGUUGUUUAUGGCAUGUCAAAAGAUUUUGGAGCAAAUGGCAUUAGACUUGGCGCCGUCAUAUCGCAGGCUAACCAAUCUCUACACGAUGCGUUGAUACCCGUUAGUCUCUAUAGCUCAGCAUCCUCUCUCUCACAACACGCCACGGCAAACAUUCUUGAUGACCAUGACUGGGUGGAGUAUUAUAUCGCCGAGAACAAACGAAGACUGGCGCAGCAGUACGAAUCAGCAGUUUCAUGGGCUAAAUCACAAGGCAUCAGGUACCGACCCGGCGUCCAUGCUGCGUUCUUCUUGUGGGUGGACUUGGGAAGUUUUUACAAGUCACUGCAUCCCGAUGCCGUCACUGAUGGCUUGAACGAGACAAUAGCCACGGCACUUCUCAAGCAUAGAAUCUUUCUUGCAUCUGGAACAAAGUUUGGGUCAGAGGAAACAGGCUGGUUUCGAAUCGUGUUUUCUCACCCGGAGCCAUAUUUGCGUGAGGGUCUUGGAAGAGUGCUUAAGGCGUUGAAGGAGCUUUAA